ACCUGGUGAUAUUGCGAGUAACAAACUGCCUCCUUUUCUUCCUGCAGCGCAGCAGCUUUCGCAAGGUGGCGGCGCGUGAGACAAAAGGUGGCCUCGACAGCCAAUGAAAUGUGGGGCUUGGGGUGGGGGGUGGCAGCCUGAACAGGUUGCUUCUUUCAAUCGCUUGCAAAGAGCCAGCCGGACGCGUCACUCUCCCCUGGUACUCGCAGAAGACGGCCCACACCUCGCCUGUUGCUGCGGGGCAGCAGGAGAAUUUCCCGUCCAACGCCCCCGUCGCCUUGCCUAUCCGAGGGCUCCCCUGGCGCAGGAGAAAAGGACAUCUGACUCGGGCCGUGGAGAAUGUCCCUCGUAAGGCCGAAGCAGCAGCAGCAGCAGCAACAGCAACAGCUGGGCGCAGAGCCCUGGGGCGCAUCCUGCGGGGCUGGCGCUGUGGACGACAGCCUCACCAACCUGCAGUGGCUGCAGGGCUUCUCCUUCCUCACCGCCAGCCCGGAGAAACCUUCCUCUGCCAGCCUCCUGGGCCACCCGCGCCUCCUGCAGGGCUCCUACGCGCCAGCCAGCCCGCCCGCGGGCGACACAGCGGCCAUGGGAGUGCCCACAGGGAUGGGCAAACCUACCAGCUCCAGCUCCUCCCUGCAGCCCCUUGCCCCCACCCCAGAGGUGGUCGACUACCGGACCAACGGGCAGGUGAAGCCCCCCUACUCCUACGCCACCCUCAUAAGCAUGGCUAUGCGGGCCAGCCCAGAAGCCAAGCUCACUCUCUCGGCCAUCUACGCCUGGAUCACGGAGAACUUCUGCUACUACCGCCACGCAGAGCCCAGCUGGCAGAACUCCAUCCGCCACAACCUGUCCUUGAACAAGUGCUUUCAGAAGGUGGCGCGGCAGAAAGACGAGCCUGGCAAGGGGGGCUUCUGGCGGAUCAACCCCCAGCAUGCAGACAGGUUCGUCGACGGGAUAUUCCGGCGGAGGCGGGUGCCAACCUUUCAGGAAACACCCCUCUUGCCUGCCUCUGGUGCAGAGCUGGGCUGCUUCCGAGGGAGGGGACAUGGCCCCCUGCAAGAGGACCAGGUGCCCCGGCUUCCUGGGCGGCAGCGCCACCUCGGUAAGCUGCCAGGCCAGGGCCCCAGCAAGGCUGCUUGGAGCGGUGCCCGCUCGCCUCUGGCCUCCAUGGGCAGAGAGGGGGUGGCUCUGCCGGGGGACCUCAGCUGGGCGUCUGUGUUGGAGGACACCUUCGUUGGCAGCGGAAGCAGCAUCGAGGACCUGGAGCUGACGGCAGCCCUCAGCUCCCUGGCCGCCGAGGAGGUGGUCCUGGCCUCCGCUGACCAGCCAGCCAGUGCUCUGAGCCAAGAAGGUCCCCCUCCCCCUGUCACAGCCCUGGUGGAAGACUUGACUCUGUAUGCUGAGCCUCUGGGCCAACCGUGGGGGGAGGAGGAAGCAGCCACAGAGCCACCGCUGGGACCCCCCUGGGCCUUUGAGGAGGAGGGCGGCACCUGCUUUGUCGAGGGCUUCCUGGCCGAGAUGCAGCCGUGGGAAGCAUGAGCUCUGCAGGCCCCAAGAGGCAAGGAGAAGAUGCAGCAGAAGCGGAAGUGGCCUUGGUUUGCAGCUGACCUCUGCCAGGGGCGGGCAGCUCUGCCAGAGAGCAGAGGCUGGGGGUGUCCGCCAUAGUGUAUUCCCAAAUGGCAAAGCAGAGCUCCGUUAGCUGGGGACGUCCAGCUUUUUCUGAAACCAGUGAGCAUAUUCUCAGAGGUGCAAGGAUGGGCAAAGUGGGUCUGCCAAAGGGCUGGGGGCCAAGAAACCAGGGGGAAAGGGGGCACUUCUAUUCAGAAGACUUCAAGGCCUCUCCCUCCUUCCCUUCCUGUGCACGCAAAACCAAUUAUCCUUUUUUCCAAAUCAACUUUGGCAGCACAAUGUUUGUAAGUAAAUACAUGCAACUAAUUUUGUCUGAGAGCAGAGUCUGGUUUCUGCUUCAUUGAGCAGCUCCCAUGGCAGGAAAGGGGUUCGGUGAAGGCAUCCUGGCUAGCAGCUAAAAGGCCGGCCAGGAAGAGCAUCGGAGCUCCCUUGGCAAAAUCCCU
Messenger RNA from Zootoca vivipara (common lizard), 2072 nucleotides. Its product is annotated as forkhead box protein J1-B-like. Lineage: Eukaryota; Metazoa; Chordata; Lepidosauria; Squamata; Lacertidae. Gene Ontology annotation, cellular component: nucleus. The record is from RefSeq and is a predicted model, not a curated record. Gene Ontology annotation, biological process: regulation of transcription by RNA polymerase II. Gene Ontology annotation, molecular function: DNA-binding transcription factor activity, RNA polymerase II-specific; RNA polymerase II cis-regulatory region sequence-specific DNA binding.